Messenger RNA from Didymella exigua CBS 183.55, 1227 nucleotides. Its product is annotated as N-acyl-phosphatidylethanolamine-hydrolyzing phospholipase D. The coding region runs from base 1 to 1227 and encodes 408 amino acids. Gene Ontology annotation, biological process: N-acylphosphatidylethanolamine metabolic process; N-acylethanolamine metabolic process. NCBI's taxonomy places the organism in Eukaryota, Fungi, Ascomycota, Dothideomycetes, Pleosporales, Didymellaceae. The transcript has 2 exons. Gene Ontology annotation, molecular function: zinc ion binding; N-acylphosphatidylethanolamine-specific phospholipase D activity. The record is from RefSeq and is a predicted model, not a curated record. Gene Ontology annotation, cellular component: membrane-bounded organelle; cytoplasm.
AUGAGCUCGAUUGGCGGUGCGGGGAUUGGCGCGGGCUUGUAUGCCGCGGUGGGCAAUCCAGGGCAGGUCUUUUCUCAGCCUGAGGAAGCAGCCGCGAAGGCGCAUCACUUAAGGAACGGCAAGGGGUUCACAAAUCCGUGGGAUAGUUAUGGGGAGAUGAGUGCGCUGUCAAUCUUCUGGGGGAUAUUCUCCCGCAGACUCACAGGCAAAGCAAACAAGCCGGAUACCACACCUCCGACCGUACCGGUCCAAACUCCCAGUUUCCUUCCCACCCGCCAGACACCGAAGCUCAGAGCUACAUGGCUCGGCCACGCAUGCUACUACGUCGAGUUCCCCGGCGGGCUGCGUGUGCUCUUCGACCCUGUGUUCGAGGACUGCUGCGCGCCCAUCAACAUCAAGAGCCUGAAGCGCUUCACGCCACCGCCAUGCGAGCUGGAGGAUCUGCCUGCUGUGGACGUGGUCGUUAUCAGUCAUAACCACUACGACCACCUCAGCUACCCGACACUGCAACGCAUUCAGAAGAAGUUCCCCGAGGCGCACUACUUCGCACCGCUGGGUAACAAAGCAUGGUUCCACAAAUGCGGCGUCGACAAGGUCACAGAACUCGACUGGUGGGAGAGCCGCUCCGUGACCCUCGAAGCCGUCGCAAGCUCCGCCAAAAGCGCCCGCACAGGCUCCGUUUCCGUCGCCGACGGAGCCGCGCAAGGCGGCAUCAGCGCCACCAUCUCCGCGCUGCCCUGCCAGCACGUCUCAGCACGCACGCCCUUUGACAAAUGUAAAACGCUCUGGGCAUCCUGGGCCGUCGAGUCCGGCGGCGCCAAAGUCUACUUCGCCGGCGACACGGGGUAUCGCACCGUGCCUUUCCUGCCGGACGGCGUCGACGACUACGGCCCGGAGUUCGCACACCUCCCUGUCUGUCCUGCGUUCAAGCACAUUGGCCUGCAUCGCGGCCCGUUUGAUCUCGGCCUCAUCCCGAUCGGCGCGUAUCAGCCCCGUUGGCUGUUCAGCAACGUGCACGCUGACCCCAAGGAUGCGGUUAAUAUCUUUGUCGACACGGGGUGUAGAUCCGCGCUGGGCAUGCAUUGGGGCACGUGGGUGCUGACUGAGGAGGAAGUCAUGGAGCCUCCACAGAAGCUGAGGGAGGCGCUUCGGUGGAAGGGUGUCCAGGAGGGGAGGUUUGGGGUUGUUGAUAUUGGCGAGAGUCGCGAGUUUGAGAGCGGGAAGUAG